CUUUUGUUGAUUUCCGGUCAGAAUUUCUGAGAAGUCAAAGAAUGUAUUUAACGUGAAAUCUCUUAAAUAAAACGGUGUCUAGAAGUUUUUUUAAAAAAAAAAAAUGGGUGCCUUGUUUGGAAAAAGUAAAAAGGCAUCUAGGGUAACAGAGCAGGAUAAUGCCGUACUUCAACUAAAGAUACAGCGAGAUAAACUGAAACAGUAUCAAAAGAAAAUCACAAUUCAGUUAGAGAAAGAAAGAGAGUUAGCUCGUGCAUUGUUGAAAGAGGGUAAAAAAGAUAAAGCUAAACUGUUAUUGAGAAAGAAGAAAUUUCAAGAAGGAAUGUUAGUAAAAACAGAUGGUCAAUUAGAUAAUAUAGAACAAAUGGUAUCAAAUAUAGAAUUUGCUCAAAUAGAAGCUGAAGUUGUGAAAGGUUUGGAGAAUGGAAAUAAUUCUUUAAAGAGAAUGCAUGAGAUGUUUUCAUUAGAUGAUGUGGAAAGAAUAAUGGAUGACACAAAAGAUAGUAUAGAAUAUCAACAAGAAAUUAAUGCGUUAAUUUCUGGUGGUUUAACACAAGAAGAUGAAGAAGAUGUAUUAGCAGAAUUAAAUGAAAUCCUACAGCAAUCUGGUGAAAGUGAAGAAAAUAUAAAUCUACCUGAUGUCCCCACAGACAAAUUACCAUCUGCAACAAAAGAACGAGAGAGACCAUCAAGACAAGCCGUGCCUGCAUCUUGAAACAAUUCAUACCUAUGAGAUUUAGUUAGCUGGUUUCUCUAAACACCUGAAUAAAAAUUGUGUUAUAUAGUAUUAUUGAAUGCAGUUUGUUUGCAUAAAACAAAAUAAUGGAGGUUAUAUUAAAAUUCAAUCUGAUUAAAAUACAGAUCUAUAUUUCGUUUCGCUUUUUUAUACUUUCGAUGGCCUACACUACAUGAAGAUCUGACAGGUUGUAGCUAUAGGUCACGUUAUAGGUCAUACAAGCGACUUUUGACCCUAUGAUGUCAGAGAUUUGAUUUACCAAUCAGCAUUGACGUUUCUAGUGGUUUACCCACAGUUCCAUGCAUUGCAUGCCAAGAGUUCACCAUAACAGACCAUUUCAUUCGCUAAUCUUCCAGGUCCUAGUGUAGUAAAGACAAAUAAAAUGAAAUUUUGAACUAUAAAAAAAGAAACGAAAUAGGAUUUGUGUUUUAAUCGGAUUGACAAGAUAAUUGCAUGUAUUAAUGUCAAAGUUUUAACAUGCUCUUUUAUAGAUGGUCAGACUGCACAAUUUGCAAUUUGAUCUCCAAUAACAAACAUUUAUUUAUUUCACUCUGCCUUUCAUUAGUGUAAAGAUGAUCAUACAUAUAUACAUUUUAAAAUACAGAUGUGACAUCAUAAUUUGAUGUUGACAUACCAUUCUAUCAAAUAAUGGUAUGGGCAACGUGCCAAGCGUACAUUAUUUAUACUAGUUGCUAUAUUGGACCCGGGUGACGGAUUUCAUUGAAAUGCAUGUACUGGAUAGUGUCUGUAUUUUAAGUUGUUUAAUGGUCUCAUGCAAGACAUUGCAUUAUAUAUUGAUACAGCCCUUGGACUAAUGCCCUCGUGCAAUAUCAAUAGAUUAAUUAAUGUUUCGUACUCAACCAUUAAACUACACAUUACAUCUGAAACGCUAGAGAAAGAGCAGACAGCUAACUUAGGAUUUAAUGUAAAUCAGAAUGUAGUACAAGUUGUUGAUUUUUUUUUUUAACUGGGUGUAUUUUUUUAUUUAUUUAUGUAUAUAUGUGUAAAAAAUUAGCUGCUGAGUUAGUUUUACAUUCAUAAGAUUUAUUAUAUAUUCAAUACAAAUAUAAUUUUUUUGACAGGGGUUGAUUAUUUUUAUACUUUCAGUGCUUUUUGUUCAAAUUAAAAUUAUGACAUAAUUUUGAUCAUCUUAUAUUAAUGCAUUUUCUAAAAAUCUCCUGAUUUUGUAAUGGUUAAAAAUGUCCUUUUCUAACUAGUGAGAAUUAGUAUAUAUUGUAAAUAUAUUGAAGUCGAAUCACUAUUGCUAUAUAAUGAAUUAGUACGUUACUAAAAGAAAGAAAUGACCUUAAAAAUGUAUGUUUAAAAUCAUGACUUGUAAAUAAAUGUAAUUUUUAUUUAUAAAAUUGAAACUGUCGCAUUGUUUGUAGUUCACAUAUAGGCCUAUACACAAGUAUCUAAAAGACUUAUGUCUGUUCACUCACUUAAAGAGACAUUUAACUGAAUUGGAUAUGCUUGACUAGCGACAUAUAUUUAUUAUAGCAUUGUAUCAAUGCCAUUUGUAGCUAAAAUCUUCACUUUAAAACUAAG
Molecule: messenger RNA, 2284 nt
Organism: Patella vulgata (common limpet)
Lineage: Eukaryota; Metazoa; Mollusca; Gastropoda; Patellidae
Product: charged multivesicular body protein 6
Exons: 8
Coding region: 104-715 (203 amino acids)
Biological process (GO): late endosome to vacuole transport via multivesicular body sorting pathway; vesicle budding from membrane
Cellular component (GO): ESCRT III complex; multivesicular body
Source: RefSeq, a predicted model, not a curated record